Messenger RNA from Electrophorus electricus (electric eel), 1397 nucleotides. RefSeq names its product histone H1 like1 (gene histh1l1). Gene Ontology annotation, biological process: nucleosome assembly. The record is from RefSeq and is a predicted model, not a curated record. Gene Ontology annotation, cellular component: nucleosome. Gene Ontology annotation, molecular function: DNA binding; structural constituent of chromatin. Lineage: Eukaryota; Metazoa; Chordata; Actinopteri; Gymnotiformes; Gymnotidae.
AUGUAAACAUUAUUUGUUUGACAGUGUUCCCGUACGUGACAGCGACUCCAACCCUACCGACGAGAUGGCAGAGACUGCUCCUGCUCCAGCGGCUACCCCGGCCAAGGCUCCUAAAAAGAAGUCCGUUUCGAAAGCGAAAAAGGCUGGACCGAGCGUGUCAGACCUUAUCAUGAAAGCCAUUGCUGCGUCUAACGAGCGCAAAGGAGUUUCCCUGGCUGCGCUGAAGAAAGCUCUGGCGGGCGGUGGAUAUGACGUGGAGAAAAACAACUCUCGUGUCAAACUUGCUCUAAAAUCCUUGGUUAAAAAGGGGGCGCUUGUUCAGACAAAAGGCACAGGAGCGUCCGGGUCCUUCAAGCUGAGCAAAAAAACCACAGAAAAGAAGCCGGCUAAAAAACCCGAAGCUAAAGCGAAGAAGCCUGCUGUUAAGAAAGCCCCGGUCAAGGCGGCGAAGCCGAAGAAAGCCGCGGCCAAGAAGCCCGCAGCUAAAAAGGCGCCCAAGAAAGUGAAGAAGCCAGCGGCAGCAGCCAAAAAGGCCGCUAAGAGUCCGAAGAAGGUUAAGAAACCGGCUGCGAAGAAAGUUGCGAAGAGUCCUAAGAAGGUCAAAGCGGCGAAGCCCAAAACUGCAAAGCCCAAAGCUUCAAAGGCAAGGAAGGCGGCUGCCAAGAAGAAGUAAGCGUUAAUAGACUACAUCUCAGUUUAAAUCAAAAGGCUCUUGUAAGAGCCACCAAAUUAUCACAAAAGUGCAAAUGUUUGCUGUGCAUGAGCAGAAUACUAUGAACUGAAUGAAAGGGUGUGUAGGCUGUUGUAACGCUACGUGGAUAAUAGGCAAGUCCCUCGCUUCGUUAAACGGACAUUGGUUGCGUCUAAGAUAUCACCAGCGAGAACAGACAGGAAAAGUGUCAUUGACUGAUUUAUAGUCGACUUUAAAAACACAACAUACUGUCUCUACCUCUGUAAAUGACGCACAAAUCCGAUUAGGCUUUGUGUGGAUUUUCAAUCCUUUCGAGCCAGACCUUCAGAUGUCGUUGAGUGCUAGACUAAACCUCCAUUUGUACUUUUGAUUUAUUCUCUUUUCUCACUUUUUAUUUUGAACGUAAUGUUACAAAUUUACCAGUGUGUGCGUGUGUGCGCGCUGGAGAGAGGUGAACUAUUUUGUCAGUUUAUUAUUUUGUAAAUAUUAUAACUUCCUGUAUAUAACACAACAAACAUGAAAUUUAUUUAUUUGUCCAAUGUUUGUUUUUUUUUGUUUUGUUUUUUUGUUUUUGUUUUUUAAAGGUAGAAUGCCCUACAAAGGGAGGGUAUGGUCAUUUUCCUUUGUCUUUGUUUCUCAUUCAAAAUGUAAGAAUUUAUCUAUAAUCAUUUUAGAAUAAAAGCCCAAAUAAAAAUAAAUUCCCAAA